Molecule: messenger RNA, 1458 nt
Organism: Agrilus planipennis (emerald ash borer)
Lineage: Eukaryota; Metazoa; Arthropoda; Insecta; Coleoptera; Buprestidae
Gene: RpL3
Product: 60S ribosomal protein L3
Exons: 8
Coding region: 108-1343 (411 amino acids)
Biological process (GO): ribosomal large subunit assembly; translation
Cellular component (GO): cytosolic large ribosomal subunit; ribosome
Molecular function (GO): structural constituent of ribosome; RNA binding
Source: RefSeq, a predicted model, not a curated record
GUCAUUCAUUAUUAUUUUUCACGUGCCAUAUUAAUCUACUCCAUUCCUUCAUUUUGGUUUGCGUCGUCUUCCUGUGCAGUUGGUGAAUAGGUGUGGUAUACGCCAAGAUGUCACACCGAAAAUUUAGUGCUCCUCGCCAUGGGUCUAUGGGUUUCUAUCCCAAAAAGCGUUCUCAACGUCAUCGUGGUAAAGUAAAGGCAUUCCCUAAAGAUGACCCUAGCAAACCCGUACAUUUAACGGCUUUUAUCGGCUAUAAAGCUGGUAUGACCCACGUGGUUAGAGAAGCUGAUAGGCCUGGUUCAAAGGUGCAUAAGAAAGAAAUUGUGGAAGCAGUUACCAUUCUUGAAACACCCCCAAUGGUAGUGGUAGGAUGUGUAGGUUAUAUUGAAACACCUCAUGGUUUAAGAGCAUUGGUUACUAUUUGGGCAGAACAUUUAUCAGAAGAUUGUCGUAGGCGCUUCUACAAGAAUUGGUACAAGAGCAAGAAGAAGGCUUUUACUAAAGCUUCCAAGAAAUGGAAGGAUGAUUUGGGCAAGAAGUCUAUAGAGCGAGACUUCAAGAAGAUCAUCAAGUACUGCAAAGUUGUGAGGGUCAUUGCUCAUACUCAGAUGAAAUUAUUGAACCAACGUCAAAAGAAAGCCCAUAUUAUGGAAAUUCAAUUAAAUGGAGGAACCGUUGUGGAUAAGGUUAAUUGGGUAAAAGAGCAUCUUGAAAAACCUAUUCCUAUCUCUAAUGUUUUUGCCCAAGAUGAAAUGAUUGAUUGUGUUGGUGUUACUAAAGGAAAAGGAUACAAGGGUGUUACAUCGAGAUGGCAUACAAAGAAGUUGCCUCGUAAAACGCACAAAGGUCUUCGUAAAGUCGCUUGUAUUGGUGCAUGGCAUCCUUCAAGAGUUGCCUUUACUGUUGCUCGUGCAGGUCAAAAAGGUUACCACCAUCGUACUGAAAUGAACAAGAAAAUUUACAGAAUUGGAGCUGGUAUCCAUACCAAGGAUGGAAAGGUGGUAAAGAAUAACGCAUCUACAGAGUAUGAUUUGACCGAAAAGACCAUCACCCCCAUGGGUGGUUUCCCCCAUUACGGUGAAGUUAAUAACGAUUUCGUCAUGAUCAAAGGUUGUUGUAUGGGACCAAAGAAGAGGGUCAUCACUUUAAGAAAGUCGUUGUUAGUUCAUACUAAACGUGUCGCUUUGGAAAAAAUUAACCUCAAGUUUAUUGACACAUCGUCUAAAUUUGGACAUGGAAGGUUCCAAACUGCGGCAGACAAAGCCGCAUUCAUGGGUACCCUUAAAAAGGACAGGAUUAAGGAAGAAGAAAAGGCUGUACCAGCUGCUAGUGCUCCUGCUUAGAAAUAUUAAUUUUUUGUUUUACAGUUUUUGAGGUACACACUGUAUUGACUAUAUUCUGUCUUUAGAGUUUCUUUUAUUUUCUUUAUUGACAGGGAAAUAAAAAAAAAUAAAUAAA